AUGCGACUUGGCUCGUCUCGUCACCUCGUUAGUUUUAACUCCCCUUUGCUCCUCAUUUCUCUCCCAGCUUGAGAUAACAUCAUAAUGGCUGCUCCAUGUUGUCUCUCAGGCUUCCAAUGGGACGGCGCGCCCUCCGGCACCGAAGGCACGCUCGCAAACAACAAAGCAUACAUUGCGGGCUCCAAUUCUGGCGUUGCCAUCCUCGUCAUUGCGGAUCUCUUUGGAUGGACGUUUAUUAACGAAAGGCUCCUAUGCGAUCAUUAUGCAAAGGAAGCGGAUGCCACGGUGUACAUGCCUGACUUUUUCGGAGGUGAGGUCAUUCACUCGGAUAUCGUGCGCGACCCCUCUCGUUGGCACGAAAUCGACCUCAACGCCUGGCACGGCCGCAACUCGAAAGAAAUUCGCUGGCCCGAACUGUUUUCCUGCGCUCAGGCCCUGCGCUCAAAGUUUAAACGUGUCGGAGUUAUCGGGUACUGCUACGGCGGAUGGUCCUCGUUCCGCCUAGGCUCCUCCUCCCACAAUCCUCGCCUCGUCGACUGCAUCUCCGCCGCGCACCCAACGUGGCUUACCAAAGAAGAAAUCGACGAGAUCGGCGUGCCGGUGCAGAUCAUCGCGCCGGAGAUCGAUCCGGUGUUCGACGAGGAGUUGAAGCUGUAUGCGCAGGAGAAGAUUAUGAAGAAAGGAGUGCCGUUCGAUUAUCAGCAUUUUCCUGGCGUGGUGCACGGGUGUGUGACGAGGGGAAAUCCGGGGGAUGAGAAGGAGAGGAGGGCUAUGGUGAGGGCAAAAAGGGCGCAGGUGCAGUGGACGAGGGAGUGGCUGCAUGGGGAGGGGGAGUGGUAGAGUAUUUUAAGAGUACCCUCAUCAAAGAAGUUCCUGCGAUUAGAGCUAAGUAGAGCUAUGAUGGACCUCCCAUCUAGCAUUUCCGGGC
Trematosphaeria pertusa is the source of this 928-nucleotide messenger RNA. Its product is annotated as dienelactone hydrolase. Bases 85 to 840 code for a protein of 251 amino acids. The transcript has 3 exons. Lineage: Eukaryota; Fungi; Ascomycota; Dothideomycetes; Pleosporales; Trematosphaeriaceae. Gene Ontology annotation, molecular function: hydrolase activity. The record is from RefSeq and is a predicted model, not a curated record.